AUUUUUAAAGAGAAAGAGAGAUAAUAGAUAAACAGAAAGGAUUGCACUUAGGUGCACCUUGAUACAUACGAUUAUGACAAUUCACAAUUUGUAUAUAUUUUCAAGAAAUGGCUUGUUACUAUAUUACGCUGAAUGGAAUAGACUGAAUAAAUCUGGAAUUACAAAAGAAGAGGAAGCAAAAUUAAUGUAUGGAAUGCUAUUCUCUAUAAAGUCUUUUGUAAGUAAAAUAUCACCGUUGGAUCCAAAGGAAGGAUUUCUGUAUUAUAAAACAAGUAAAUAUACUCUACAUUAUUUUGAAACACCAUCUGGCUUAAAGUUCGUUUUAAAUACAGACAAUGCAACACAAAAUGCAAGAGAAUUGUUGCAACAAUUGUACCGUGAGGUAUAUUUGGAAUAUGUUGUAAAGAAUCCUCUUUGUCAAUUGAACGAACCUAUUCAGAGUGAAUUAUUUAAGUUAAAGGUAGAUGAGUUAUUAAAAAAAUCACCAUUAUUUUUAAGCAGAUCAUUAUAGUCAAUGAAAUUAAAAAAUAUACUUGUACAAUUAACGUUGUAAGAUGUUAUUAUUAUGAAAAAGUAAUUUUUUUUUUUUAUAUAUAGUACCUUAUUCAUUUUAUAUAUAUUACGUUAUAACAUAUGAAUUAAACGCAUAAGAAAAUUAAUUGAAAAUAAACUGUGAUUACUCAUUGUA
Molecule: messenger RNA, 688 nt
Organism: Vespa crabro (European hornet)
Lineage: Eukaryota; Metazoa; Arthropoda; Insecta; Hymenoptera; Vespidae
Gene: Bet5
Product: trafficking protein particle complex subunit 1
Exons: 3
Coding region: 74-511 (145 amino acids)
Biological process (GO): endoplasmic reticulum to Golgi vesicle-mediated transport
Cellular component (GO): TRAPP complex
Source: RefSeq, a predicted model, not a curated record